Molecule: messenger RNA, 666 nt
Organism: Necator americanus (New World hookworm)
Lineage: Eukaryota; Metazoa; Nematoda; Chromadorea; Rhabditida; Ancylostomatidae
Exons: 5
Coding region: 1-666 (221 amino acids)
Source: RefSeq, a predicted model, not a curated record
AUGGCGUUCAUCGGCUUGUUUCCCGCUAUUUUAUUCAUUACUUUUAUUACUAUCGGAGGUCAAAUACAACAAACCAGGUCUCUGUCAGGGACACCGGCUACUGAUGGAAAUAACGUAACAAAUGCAGAGAUCUACCGUAUCAUCACACAACAACUUCUUAAUGGUUUCGCUGUAUGGCGAGUAAAAAUGUUUAAUGAUCGAGUGUUUGUGGAGAAAACACGUCGGAGUUAUUGGCUUGGUGAUCGGUACUUCCGUAUGGAUAAUGAUUACUAUUGGAAAUCGAGAGAUACGUGUGCUUAUCGUAUGAAUGAAACAGAAAGAAGAAAUCUUGUUUACGAGGACGGUAUACCGAUUUACGACAUUAUUUACCAAUGUCAACGCUAUGCUGAAUAUUGUUGUGGUCUGGAUUGUUGCCGUAUUUAUGACCUUGAACAUCCACCCACUACACCAUCAUGGCGAAGACCACGAUGGAAUCAAGCUAUUUUUUACAUUCCCAACAUUGUUAUAAAUCAGUUACCGUCUCAGCGGAACUUGCCAGCGAACGGACAGCCACUCAUCGAUUUAGGCGGAUCUGAACGAAUAACCAAUCAAUGGGACUUUCUGGCAGCAGCACCAUCUCGUUUUGGGACCAUUCUGGAACUGCAGAACUUGCAGCAAGGGAUCUGA